This is a messenger RNA of Hibiscus syriacus, 714 nucleotides long. RefSeq lists its product as uncharacterized. The transcript is spliced from 4 exons. Lineage: Eukaryota; Viridiplantae; Streptophyta; Magnoliopsida; Malvales; Malvaceae. The record is from RefSeq and is a predicted model, not a curated record. The coding region runs from base 1 to 714 and encodes 237 amino acids.
AUGAGAAGCAUGCUAAAGUUUGCAUUUAGGUUUAUUAAGAAUGAUGGCCAUCGUGUGACUGCUAAGUGCAAAGCAGAAGGUUGCCCUUGGAGUAUUCAUGCAUCAAAGGGGUCAGCCACUCAGCUGAUCAGCAUCAAGACAAUGAAUCCAACACAUACUUGUAGAGGAGCUGCUGUGUCAAGCGGACCUCAAGCAACUGGGAGCUGGGCUUGGCGUGGGAAAGAAAGUGCCCAGGAGCACCUUCAGGGUUCACAUAAGGAUGCAUAUAGUCAGUUACCAUCUUUAUGUGACAGGAUAAUGGAGACCAAUCCUGGCAGUCUUGCUACGUUCACCACUAAGGAAGACUCAAGUUUUCAUCGCCUCUCUAUCUCAUUCCAUGCCACUUUGAGCGGUUUUGUACAAGGUUGCAGGCCUCUCCUUUUCCUUGAUAGCAUACCCUUGAAGUCCAAAUAUCAAGGAACGUUGUUGACAGCAACUGCUGCAGAUGGAGAUGACGAUAGACAGAAUGGGUUGCAGGAGCCGAUCUGUGAAAUUUUCAAGGGUUCGUAUCAUGGUUAUUGUCUGCGCUGCAUAGCUGAGCAACUCGUUAGAGACUUGAAAGGGCAGUGUUCUCAGGAGGUUAAACGAAUUGUGAUUGAAGAUCUUCAUCAUGCAGAUUUUGCACCUAAUCCCGAAGAUUUUAAUGCAAGUGUCGAGAGAAUAAAAAAGAAUUAA